This is a messenger RNA of Mercurialis annua (annual mercury), 669 nucleotides long. Its product is annotated as 50S ribosomal protein L10, chloroplastic-like. Gene Ontology annotation, biological process: translation. NCBI's taxonomy places the organism in Eukaryota, Viridiplantae, Streptophyta, Magnoliopsida, Malpighiales, Euphorbiaceae. The record is from RefSeq and is a predicted model, not a curated record. Gene Ontology annotation, cellular component: large ribosomal subunit. The transcript has a single exon. The coding region runs from base 126 to 389 and encodes 87 amino acids. Gene Ontology annotation, molecular function: structural constituent of ribosome.
ACUUAAUAUUCCACAUUCUACUCAUAUCUUUCCAAUGUGGGAUUUCCAUCACACUUAAUAUUCAACAAAACACUGUCGCUUAUAAGGCAAUUGAAGGCACCCAAUGGGAGUUAUUGAAGCCCUGUAUGAACGGAAUGAACGCUUGGCUUUUUGUUCAUACUGAAGAAAUUUCUGAGGCUUUGGAGUUGAAUGUGGAGGAGAAUGAUUUUACUUGUGCGGUGUUUGAAGGGGGGUUGUAUGGGCCUGGUGGUUUCCGGCGGCUGAUGAGUAUGCCGACGAGAGAUGAGUUUUAUGGUGGGCUUUUGGGCGGGUUGCAGAGCCCUUUGAUUGGGUUGGUUUGUUGUUUGGAAGCUCCGGUUAGAGAUUUGAUUGCGGAGGUUGAAGAUUGAACCCUGGUUUUGGUAGGAAUAAAGGUCAUUGUGGUCCUUCAAUUUGUGCGUCGGCUCAAUUAAUUUAUUAAUACUUUUAUUGCGGUUUUGGUACGAUUUGGGAGUUAUUUGAUCUAAAAGAAAAUAUUAUCUCUGAUUAGUUAAAAUUGCUAAAUUUGAAUUAAUCUAAGUACAAGUUAAAUUAGCUCAUGGAAGGUAGCAUAAAGUCCUCAGAGAUUUGUUGUUGAUGUGUUUUGAACAUUUUUCCUCCUAAAUCAAUUGCAUUAUUAAUUUUAACUAA